ACCUCGUCAAUGCAUCUGGCCAUGUCCAAGAACUUGACCGGAGCUUCGGGUAGGUGUUGGUGAAGGUCAUUGUGAUUGAUCAUUGUCGCCAUUCCCAACAGGCAACAGCCAUUGGCCUAGCCGAAGAUGUCCGAGCAUCUUAAACAUAGUCAACGGCCUCCGGACGGUGUAAAGCACCCGUCGUUCGUCCCAGCAAUGCUACACAACCACACGUCGCCUAUCUGAGCGAAAGCAGCACGAGCAUAACACAUGGAAUAGGAAGCUAGGCGGCAAUAAUCAUGACUCUGACCGUUGCGGAUUCUGAAGGAAAAGCCUGCUAACAAUGGCUUUCGCUGUGAUAUAGGUUCUGGAGCAUCGCAGGCAUGGCUGUCCUGUCCGACAACGCCUGGGGUGCAGGAGGCGGUUCGCUUGUCCUCGCACUGUACAACGGAGGAGGUCCAGGUGUGAUGUACGGCCUGAUCGCGGCGGUCCUCUUCUACGCCACAAUCGCUGCUUCACUUGCUGAGCUUGCUUCCGCGCUUCCCUCUUCCGCGAACGUAUAUCACUGGUCUUCGGUUACGGCUGGCAAGUAUGGCAAGGUUGUGAGCUUCUACGCCGGCUGGUGGAACUUCCUGGCCUGGAUCUUUGGCACCUCAAGCACCAGCCUCUUCGCCGCAGAGACCAUCAUAGCGCUAUACAGCACCUAUCAUCCAGAGUAUGCGUUGCAGCGAUGGCACAUCUUCAUCUGCUAUGUCGUGGUCACCUGGAUCAACCUAUCAAUAGUGCUAUUUGGACAGCGCUUCCUUGCGAGAACAGUUACAGCUAUGGGCGUACUGCUAAUGCUCCUAUGCUUGAUCACGACGUUGGUACUUGCAAUCAUGCCGAGUCAAACUGGACAAGGCUACGCUAGCAACAGUUUUGUCUGGACGGACUUUCAGAACCUUACAGGCUGGAGCAGCAACGGUUUUGUCUUCCUGAUGGGCAUAUUGAACGGGGCAUAUGCCAUAGGAACUCCGGACGGUGUGUGCCACCUGUGCGAAGAGAUACCGAACCCCAGGAGAAACAUACCGUACGGUAUCCUGGCCCAGAUGACGAUCGGCGCAAUCUCGACGUUUGUGUUCUACAUUGCUGCUCUUUAUGCCGUAACGGACCUGAACGCCGUCUUCGAGUCGACUAUCGUUGGCUUGCCGCUGGCUGCAAUGUUUCAACAAGCCAUGGGAACAUCUGGCGGCACGUUUGGACUCCUGUUUCUUUUCCUGCUGGACCAGUUUGUGAACCUCUUGGGUGCCUACAUCACGGCAGGUCGAAUGCUCUGGACGCUCGCGCGUGACGAUGCUACACCGUUCAGCCCCUGGCUCCGGCAAGUCUCACCUCAAUGGCGGAAUCCUUUCCAUGCACAGUUGGUAUGCGGUGUGCUAGUAACGAUCGUUGGCGCAAUAUAUGUCGGGAACGCCACCGCGUUCACGGCGUUUGUAGGCAGCUUCGCCAUCUUUACCUGCGCAUCAUACUGUGCAGCCAUACUGCCGCACAUACUCAGCGGUAGGAAAAACCUUAGGCCUGGUCCGUUUUGGAUGCCGGAUUCGAUCGCCUACCCAGUAUCAGGCACUGCAUGUGCGUACAUUAUCGUCUUCAGCGUCAUAUAUAUGUUUCCAUACGUCAAUCCCGUAGAUGCGGAGACCAUGAACUAUGCCGUUGCCAUGACCGGCGGCUGUACGAUACUAUUGACACUGUGGUAUCUGUACAAGCGCACCCGAGGCUACGAGGGACCAAAUGUGGUUCUCGACGCAAGGGAUGAUAUUCUGAAAGGGGUCGUUGGCUUGACUGCGGAACAAGAGAAGGCUUUAAGAAUGCGCGGUAUAAAUUAAAGUCGAGAAAUCAUCAGAAGUGGACGGUUUUCGCUGCGCUGUCAUGCUCGAAUGCCAACCAGUCUCAAUACAGCAGGCGAGUCUUCCGGUUCGUGGAAUGGCCGUGUACGGUUGGCCGGAUCUACACUGCCAUCUGGCCUUCGUGGAAGUGCAAACUUGUAGUCCUUACGCUCGGCCGGAAUAACAUUUUGGUUCUACACAUACAGUGUGUCAGCUCCGUAGUACAGCCUCGGAUUAAAUACUGUCGAUUUUGCUCACGGGCCAGUGUGUGGUGCCUUUUCGAGCUUCGAACACUCUUUGCUUCUCCUGAAGAUCCUCGGC
This is a messenger RNA of Baudoinia panamericana UAMH 10762, 2165 nucleotides long. RefSeq lists its product as uncharacterized. Gene Ontology annotation, cellular component: membrane. Gene Ontology annotation, molecular function: transmembrane transporter activity. Gene Ontology annotation, biological process: transmembrane transport. NCBI's taxonomy places the organism in Eukaryota, Fungi, Ascomycota, Dothideomycetes, Mycosphaerellales, Teratosphaeriaceae. The transcript has 5 exons. The coding region runs from base 363 to 1844 and encodes 493 amino acids. The record is from RefSeq and is a predicted model, not a curated record.